This is a messenger RNA of Podarcis muralis (Common wall lizard), 6596 nucleotides long. RefSeq names its product testis expressed 14, intercellular bridge forming factor (gene TEX14). The record is from RefSeq and is a predicted model, not a curated record. Gene Ontology annotation, biological process: protein phosphorylation; intercellular bridge organization; mitotic sister chromatid separation. NCBI's taxonomy places the organism in Eukaryota, Metazoa, Chordata, Lepidosauria, Squamata, Lacertidae. Gene Ontology annotation, molecular function: ATP binding; protein kinase activity; protein binding. Gene Ontology annotation, cellular component: midbody; intercellular bridge; kinetochore.
AGGAGAGGAGAAGGGCACAGGGUUGCGACCCCGCUCCCUUACUGACUUUUGGCAGUAUUAUAUAUCCCAUUGAAGUCAAUGGGGCUAGCUCCUGGGGAGCCGUGUAUAAUACAGUCGCAACCCUGGGCAGGAAAUCCCAUUUGAUUCAAUGGGAGUUACUGCUGAGGAGACAAACAUGGGGUCGCUACCCUGGCGCCCGCUUGCAUUGGGCGUAAAUCCCAUUUAAGUCAUAGUGUAGUUUACCACCCCGCACUAUCUUAAAAAGGCAGUAAAUCUCAUUUAAUUCAGUGGGACUGACUUCUGAGGAGACAAAGAUGAAGCUGCAACUCUGACGCCUACUUACAUAGCCACUUAAUUCAUAGGAUUGCAACCCCACGCCGUCUUAAAAGGCAGUAAAUCUCACUUGAUUCAGUAGGGUUUACUUCUGAGGAGGCAAACAUGGAGCUGCAACCCUGAUGCCCACUAACGUAGGAGUAAAUCCCAUUUAAUUCAUGCAACCCUGUGCCCACUUAACAUGGCAGUAAAUUCUAUUUAUUUCAAUGGGGUUUACUGCUGAGGAGCCACAUAGGGUUGUGGCCCAGUUACCUGCAGACAGGAGUAAAUCCCAUUUAAUUCAACGGGGCUUCUGAGAAACACAUAGGAUUUCAGUCUUUUGCCCAAAUACACUGCUAUAAAUCCCAUCAAAUACACUGGAUGUUACUCCUGAGGGGAAACGCACCCCAGUGCACACUUGUAAGGAGAAAAUCCCAUUAAAUUCAAUGGGGCUUCUGAAGAGACACACCUAGGAUUCCUACCCUUUGCUCAAUUACAUGGGCAUAAACCCCAUUUAAUUCAAAGGAUCUUGAGUAUAGGAUUGUGCUGCACAGUGGCAAUGCUGUGCCUAUUUACAGUACAUGGCAAUAGGCCCCACUGAACUCAAUGGGACUUACGGUACUUAAGACCCAUAUAGGCUUCAGAUACACAGUUUCCUGGGAUGGCUGUUCCCUGCACAUAUUGAGACUGUAGUCAUGUCUAUUUAGACCUCGAUUUAUUUAAUUGGAUCUACUCUUGGCCCCCUGAAUUAUCUCUGCAAUACCGUGUUCUCUUAUUUUUAACCCUGUGCUUUUUUUUGCCUGAAAUUCCUCUGCAAUCACCAAAUGAUGUGAUGCAUUUGAGAAUACGUACAGGAUUCUGAGGUUGGGGUAUUAAUAAUAUCUUAGAGGACUGGAUCCCCUCCCAGGGUAAUCUUAUUUGACUUCUUAUUGGCUUCUUUCUGGAAAAGAAGAUCCCUGCUGCUAGAUUAAGCAGCCACCUAGUUUAGUUUCCUGUUUCCAAUAAGGAGUCAGUCAAACUGAUGACUCUGGAGGGUAUUGAGUGGUAGACUGCCCCUGAACCUGAAUGCUUCCUUUACCUAUCCUAAAUAACUAUUGGAAGACGUCCUUUCACCUGUCCACUUCCUAAAAUUUAAUCCAAAGCACCAAAAUAGGUGCAAAAAUUUAGACCUGGGCCUCUAGCUGCACACACGUUGGGCAUUUUUUAAUUGUAACCCAAUAGAAUGCAUAAAUAUUACAGAGACACACAGAUGGAAUAAUAUAACACACACUGAAUUUAAUGAUCAUACAAAGUGAAAUUACUUCCACCAUUUACUGUAACUUAGUUAAGGUACAUAAAUAUCACACCCAUCUGCACACUUCAUGAAUAUUGCACACCACAGCUGUGCAAUCUUAUAUUCCAACCCACUCAGGGUGCAUAAAUAUUAACCACUCACACAGUGCAUGAAUACCACCCCCUUCGCGCAGUCAUGCAAUCUUUAUUAUAAACCAGUCAGGGUGCAUAAAUGUUACAGGGUAAUGAAUGUUGCACACAGGAAUGCAAUGUAGCAUAAGUAGAAUGCAUAAAUCUUACAACUCCCGCAGUCUUUUACUUGUAAACCACUUGAGAGCAUGCAAUCUUGCGCACAAAACGAUGAAUGAAUAUUAUAACACAGCCAUGCAAUCAUUGCUGUAACCCAAUUUGGAUGUUUGAGAGUGUGUGUCUCUCUCACACAACUCCAGCAAUCUCUCAUUUUGUAGCCCAGUUUAAGGUGCACAAAUCUCACGCGCAUUUUCGUGCAACCUUCAUUGCAAGUUCUGGGUGCAUAAACAUUUCUGAGCGCCCUCGCGCAGGCGGGCGCAUGCACGUUGGAUCCCACGAAAGGAACGCGCUCCCCAGAGCAGCUAACGGAUGAAGACCUCGACGGUUGGCAAAAGGGGUGGGCAGGACAAUGGCCCAUUUACUCCCUAUCCCCUGUCCAGUGAAACUGGGGACGUUGAAGAGCGAAUCUCUUGAAGCUCGUUUGCACGAAUAUGUGAAGCAAGGCAAUCACGUGAAAGUGAAGAAACUUCUGAAAAAAGGAAUCAGUGCUGACUCGAUUAACUCAUUGGGGCAGACUCCCCUAUUCACUGCUGCCUUGCUUGGUAUUGGGAAAGUUGUCAGUGUUCUUUUGGAUUAUGGUUCGGAUCCCAAUCACCGCUGUCACGAUGGGAGCACUCCGGUCCAUGCCGCAGCUUUCUCAGGCAACCAGUCAAUUCUCAGCAAACUGCUGGAUGCGGGUGGAGACCUGCGAGUCCAUGACAGGAACGGGAGGAACCCACAGAGCUGGGCUGUGACAGCUGGGAAAGAGAGCAGCGCUCAGAUGCUCGAGUUCAUCCAGCGAUGUACAUCCCACAUGCAGGCGAUUGUGCAGAACUACUCCAUAGACUUGCUACGGAAGGUGGACUCUCCCAGAGCUUUGGUCUCUAGCCCCUCCAAGUUUGUGGGCAUCAAGCAAGGGACGGCUGACAAGAUUCUGAGACGUGGGAGCAGUGCCCCCCAAAACAUUUACAGCUUUGGCUUUGGGAAGGUUUACCUCACAAGCAGCCGUCAGUUGGGCUACCUGGCAUCGCUCCCCAUCAUUGCGGAUAAGGAAGUGGUCCAGGCUGAUGAUGAACCAACCUUCUCCUUUCCAGUUGGGCCGUACAUGACUAUGACCAAUUUGAUGUGGGGUGGAAGCAGAGUCACAGUGAAGGAGCUGAACAUGAAACCCCACCAGCACUGCAGCAAGCUGCGCCUCUCCGACCUGCUUCUCGCGGAACAGGAGUACAGUAGCCAGCUCCGCCAUCCUCAUUUGUUGCAGCUGAUGGCCGUCUGUUUAUCCAGCGACUUGGAGAAAACGCGAUUAGUGUUUGAGAGGGUUACUUUUGGCUCCCUUUAUAGCAUCCUUCAUGAGAGGCGUUCGGAGUUCCCCAUUGUGCACAUGGAGACCCUCGUGCACCUCUUGCUCCAGGUGAAUGAUGGCCUGAGGUUCCUGCACUCGCAUGGCUUCAUCCACCGCACGGUCAGCUCCUAUGCUGUGGUGGUGGUUUUGGCCGGGGAAGCCAAGCUUACCAACCUGGAGUACAUGAUCGAGAGCAAGGAUGGGGGAGAGCACAGCGACCUGACGCGGCUGCCCAUCCCUUCCCAGUUGUACAAAUGGUGCGCUCCAGAAGUAAUCCUCCAGAGGACUGCGACCACCAAGUCUGACAUCUACAGCUUCUGCGCAGUGAUGCAGGAGGCUCUAACAGAUACCAUCCCCUGGGAUGGGUUCGAGGGCCCGGACGUUAAGGAUCUCAUAGUUUCGGGGCAGUGGCUGGAAGCGGAUGCCAGGCUGCCCAAGCCCUAUUACGACAUCGUGAAGACCGGGCUGGAGUCCAGGCAGAAGCAACGCACCAUGAACCUGCAGGAUAUCCGAUACAUCCUGAAGAAUGACCUGAAGGAUUUGCUUGAGUCUCGUAGGACCCGCCAUGGUGACAGUUCUGGACCGUCAAAGGCUGAACCCCGUGCUGACAUUAAUAUCUGCUUGCCGUCUGCCUCUGCUGUCUCGGUCAAGGUGGAAGAAGAGUUGCCAGAAGAGGAGCAGGAAGAAGAGAAGCCAGAAGAGGAGCAGAGUGUCCCGUGUCUGCCUUCCGGGAGCUUCACCGUGAUGAGAUGCGCUGCUUCUGCUCCCAGAAUCGAAGGUGCCGCUGGCCACCAGUCUCAGCCCGCCCUCCCCGCCGCUCAGUCUGGCCACCUCUUGGCUCCCAAAGUCCAGGGGGGCACCAGCGACAGGAACGAGAGCCUCUGCAGCUUUGAAAUCAAUGAGAUCUACACCUGCUAUCCUGAGAUGUGUGGGGACAGCACGGAGGAGGACACAACAUCGGGACCGGGCCAGGGAUCCCCAAGGCAGCCUCGGACUGUCCCGGGGGAUUGGGCCAAAGCCCUUUCGCCGCCCCUGCCAGCCAGAAUUCAGGACGGGCAGACAAGCUGCAGCGAGGGGGGUGCCAGCUUCGAUUCGGAGUCGGAAUACACCAGGGAAGAGAUCACCUACAUGUCGCAGGCCUACCCUGUGCAGCAAAUGGUGAGGUUCUCCAGCCCCCGGGGCCGGAACACCCCCUGGAAGGGGGGCCACUACUUUGGGAAGUGCGUCCUGAACCUGAAGAUCUCCCAGACGCUGCUGCAGCAGGCGAGGGACUCUCUCUGCCGGACGGAAAAGAAGCUGGACCAGCUGGAGAGCUUCAGAAAGCCCCAGCCCCAGCCCCAGCCCCAGCCAUGCGCCAUUGCCCUGAACCCCAUCGUCCGAGAAUACUGGGAGAAGGACGAGGGCGCCGCUUUUGGAAACCUCAGGGCGCCCUGCAGCAGACCCAGCGCCUUCCUCUGGAAAGCGGUGGGCCCUCCGUCUGUGAACUACGUCCCUCCACCACUGCGUGUCAUGGCCAUGCAGCGGCCUCUGGUGAUUCAGCCCUUCCAGCCCAUGGAGCCAGAGCGCAGGAGCCAGGACACCACCUGCUGGAGCGACUGCGGAUUGGAGGCGCCCAAAAACCCCUGGAGCAGAGGGGAAGUGGAGCCCAACUAUCAGCUUUUGCACCCAGGCGUCACCGUCCGGAGGAAGAGGAACAUGAGCCCGCAGUUGUGGCGAGGGAACCUCUCUGCAGUGGAUGAUGGGAACAGAUUUUCAGAUGGGUUCGUCUCAAAAUCAACACCUGAAAUUUAUGACGAUAGUGUGAGGAGGGAGGAGAGGAGGAUGGCACAGUCUGAAUGGACAACGGAAGUGAAACAGAUGGCCAGGCAAGCGGCUUCCGGGCAGCUUGGCCUUCCGCCCCAGUAUCGUCUUGGUGAAUGGACAUCGGAGAGCGAUGGGGAGAGCAUCAAGGAUGCCUUCUGGAGCACCAGCAGCAAGGAGAGACUCCGGUUCCACCAGUGGAACUCCGAGGAGGGGAGGCUGCGGGCUGACAGCGGAAUCGGAGACCACUGUUUGCCCUGUGACCACAGCGAAGGAAAUCCCCCGGAAGUUGCCUUGAAAAGAUUUGUGGUACCCGAGAGCCAAAGGACAGACGGCAGAGGCAUUCAAUUCCCAGCAAAUGAGGUGCUAAAGGACUGUGGCCUGGCCUCUCGAAAGAGCGCUUCGCUUUCUGUCACCGCCGAGGACCUUUGCCGGUUGGAGGAACUGGGCCCCUCCCUGUCUCCCUCCCUUGAUGUAUCAGAAGAGUUCUUCACUCCUGACGCAGAGUUCUUCUACUGCUCCUCAUUUCCUCCUGAGAAUGCAGAACCGGAGAACUCAACUGCUGUUGAAGAAGAAGACCUGGAAAUCACCCAAGAUAUUUGCAGUCAGGAAGACGACUUGGAAACAUUCCAAGAAAUCUGUGGGAGGAAAGAAUGCCCCACAGACGCAGAGCAACGAGGAAAACUAUUUCCCCACUGCGGCGCAGAGGCGAAACAUCUCCCUAGCAAGGCGCCAGGGGAGGAUUUGUUUACACCUGCAGCCAGCACCGGAACUACGCAGUUUGUGAGGCCCAGCAAGGCACCAGAAGAGUUCAAAGAGAAAGAAGUGUCACUCAUCGAUAUUCAGGACUUGUCCAGCAUCAUCUGCGAGGAGACGCUGAAGGCAACGCCAUACACAACUCCUAGAAACAGUCACUCGCCCAUGGAUGCCAGCACUCCGCUUAGCCCAGCACAGGCGCCGCCCAGGUUUUCCUCCACCAUCACGAAGUACAAGGACUACUGUGUGACAAUAGACACGACAGGCUGGGGGAGCCGGGAGGCCUCCCUGUUGGGAUUCAGCACCUUUGCCACUGCCUGUGCCCAAGGGAAGAUCGUAGAGUUGCCCCCCACCCUCCAGCAGCCGUCAGACGCAGUCUCCAAAACGGGUGCCUCGUCGGAACCCCCUGGCGUACAGUUGCAACUUCAGAGGGGUCAGAAAGAAUUGGAGGCUCCCCCUUCUGCUCAGGAGAGCCAGCUCCAGGAAGUGAUUCCUGAGCAAGCAGAUCCAGAAGAUAAAGAAAUAAAGCUGGACGAGUGCAAAGCUGAUGGCAGCCUCUGGAACAAUGACACUUUGUGUCUAGAAGAAGAUACAGACAGGGCUCACUCAAGCCUUGAUGAUGUUUUGGAAGCUGUCCUCAGGCCAGUUGCCGACAGUCGCAGCCCUCGCGCAGAGCCAUCAGCCCCCAUCAAGAGGGAACCAAGCCACGCCCAUCACGGAAACAUCGAGAUGAGGGACGGAGCAGAGGACAGCUUCAGCGAAUCGGAGGGUUCUGCUGAGAAUGUUGAAGGUCUGUCUUGAUCCAUAAAAGAAACGUGGAACCGUG